AUGAACAAUUUAAAUAAUGAUAAUCUCAAUAUACUUGAUUUACCUGAUGAAAUUUUAUUCAUCAUUUUUAAGAAACCUAAUACAAUUGAUGUAUUCCAUUUACUAGUUGGUGUUAAUCAACAAUUUGAUCGAUUAGCACUUGAUCCUCUUAAUGUUCGUGAUCUGGAUAUGACUGAUAUUAUGAUCAUUAAUUCGCUCUAUGAUAAAACUCCUUCAAUAGAUACUGAAACUCUUUCAAAAAUUUGUUCGAAAAUCUUACCUCGUAUUCAUCGUCAAGUACAUAAACUGACUGUUGAACAAUAUUCAAUGAAAGAUAUUCUUCUUGCUGCCAAUUAUUCUGAACUUUAUUCCUUAUCACUAAUUAAUUUUCAAGCAAAAAUACUUUAUCAAUAUUUAAGAGGUGAUUUAAUUCUUCGUGAUCUUCUUACCAAACAAAUAACUCAUCUUAAUAUUGAUAUUAAAAGAACAACAAAACGUUUUUCCAUGACUGUGUCAAAGAUUUUUGAAUUAAUUGUAUCUUUAUGUAAAAAUUUAACUGUAUUGAAUUUUUGUAAUAUGUUUCACACACGAACAUAUGAGACUUCCGUUUUUUAUCGAUCAUCAAAUUAUAUGUCGUCAACUUUAAUCAAAUUGAAAAUCCAUGUUCUCAGUUUAGAUGAUUGUCUUUAUCUUCUUGAUGGUCGUCUCGAUUCUUUAUCAACAUUAAUUAUUAAUGUGGAACAUAUUUUUGAUCCAAAAAAGCUUCCAAAAUUGAAAUAUCUUUCAUUCACCACAUCUAAUGAUUCAUGGCAAUAUGAUAAUCUAAUUGUUCCAUUACUUUGUCGCAUGAUAAAUCUCGAAGAAUUGAAAUUAUUUCUAUUAAUAAAAAGAUUUAACUCGAUCUAUGUUGAUGGUAUUCAAUUAUAUAAUCAAUUUCUUAUUUAUAUGACACAAUUAAAGAAAUUUACAUUUUGUAUCAACACAGAAGUCUACAACGAAGUUACAGUUGAACUCCCAUCGAAUGAAGAUAUUCAACGUAGUUUCAUUGGAAGAGGAUAUCAACAAGUUACUUCAUAUGUUCAUACUAAUUCAAAGAUUAUAAGCCAAUGUUUAAUCUAUUCACUACCAUAUGAUUUCGAAUAUUUUGUUAAGAUCAACAAUUCUUUUCAAGGUGGUAUGUUUGAUAAAGUUCGACAAUUGAAGAUGUCUGAUGGAAUUCCUUUUGAACAUAAAUUCUUUCAAUUGAUCUCUAAGGAUUUUCCUUUUCUUCAAUUCUUAAAUAUAUAUAAUUAUCAUCCACAAAAGUACAAGACACAUUCAUCAACAUUAAUCACAUUUCCUUAUCUCACAUUUCUUGAUCUACGACGUGCACAUGUUCACUAUGUUAAACUAUUUCUUUUGAAAAACAAUGCUUAUCUACCUCGUUUGUCAAAUCUCGGAAUCAGAUACAAAUCACUCACAACGAUAACAAAGAACUUCACCAAAGAUGCAUUGGAUUUCAAUUUCGGUACAUUGAAAAGUCUUGAUGUAUGUCGAUCAUUUAUUCGUCCAAAAAAUUUCCAUCAAUAUUUUCCUUUGUUAUUAGUUAUCAAUAAAAGAAAAUAUUUUUUUUAA
Molecule: messenger RNA, 1593 nt
Organism: Rotaria sp. Silwood2
Lineage: Eukaryota; Metazoa; Rotifera; Eurotatoria; Philodinida; Philodinidae
Source: the annotation of a GenBank genome assembly